Aspergillus homomorphus CBS 101889 is the source of this 1659-nucleotide messenger RNA. RefSeq names its product Hsp70 family protein. Lineage: Eukaryota; Fungi; Ascomycota; Eurotiomycetes; Eurotiales; Aspergillaceae. The transcript is spliced from 11 exons. Bases 1 to 1659 code for a protein of 552 amino acids. The record is from RefSeq and is a predicted model, not a curated record. Gene Ontology annotation, molecular function: ATP binding; ATP-dependent protein folding chaperone.
AUGGCACAAGGACCCUCCGUUGUCGUUGGCGUGGACUUUCGGGACAACCUUCAUAUUGCAUGGGCUCUCAUGGACUCUGAGGAUGAGAUUGAAGUGCUAUCCACCUGGCCUGGUGGAGGCAACAGAACUUCAGUCAAAGUCCCCUCGUUGAUAGUCUACAAGAACAAAGUCCCUAGCUGGGGCUACCAGGUCGGUCUUUACACUGAGGCUUUUCGAGGCAUCAAGCUACUCCUUGAUGAGGACCAGGAGACAAAAUAUCCGCCGUCUUUGGCCUCCAAGAAGUUGCCCACCAAGUAUGGGAAAGAUGUCGUCCAGGUUAUUGCGGACUACCUCAGGCUCAUCGUUAAAUAUGCGGAGGAGGCCCUAGAGCGGCGCCUGGGAGUACCUUCCCGAGUCAUGGAUCUACGAUUCGUACUCACGGUUCCAGCUGUAUGGUCUGACAAGGCCAAAGACGGCACUUUACGCGCCGCGCUGAAAGCAGGCAUUGCCCCCCAAGACAUCUCGCUUGUGUCGGAGCCCGAGGCUGCUGCUCUUUACUCAUUACGCGCCAUCCAGCCCAACACAAUCGCUAAAAACGAUGUAUUCAUCGUCUGCGAUGCCGGUGGUGGAACAGUAGACCUCAUCUCGUACCAGAUCAGAAACUUGGAGCCUCUUGUCCUCACAGAAGCAGUGAAGGGGGAAGGUCGCAUUUGCGGGUCGCGAUUGUUGGACCAAAGAUUUGCGAGGAUGCUCGAAGAGAGAAUGGGUUCCAAAAGCUACGGUUCCCUGUCCGAGAAGUCAAGAGAAACUGCUCUACAGUAUUGGCAGGACCGAGUCAAGCCUAACUUUACGGGCAAGUACGAUGAUGACUAUGCAGAUAUUGACUACUUUAUCCAAGUCCCAGGAGCACAUGACGACUCCUCAGUGCCAAUCGAAGAUGGGUUUUUUCAACUUACCAGCGAGGAUGUUACGAGUAUCCUCGAGCCUAUCAUCAAGGAUGUCGAGUCGCUCGUUGCCGAGCAGAUGGAGGGCAUUAGAAAGAAGGAACUCCCCGCAAAGGCAAUCAUUCUUGUCGGAGGCUUCGGCGCUUCCGAGUUUCUUUUUCGCCGCUUGCAGGAAGCAAAUCCUACCGUGACUGUAAUGCAACCACCUAACGCGAGUAGCGGUGCGGUUCAUCGAGGGCGUGAUGGCAACCAGGUAGAGUCUCGCAUUGCUUGUCGCAACUACGGCAUUGGGUACCGUACGCGGUAUAUCGAGGGUAAGCACAAUCCUGACGACAAAGUGUGGGAUGAACUCGAAGAGAGAUAUCAGGUGGAAAGCCGCAUGGAGUGGUAUAUCAAGAAGUUCUCGACGCUGUCCGAAAAUCUUCCAAUCAAGAUGCCAUUCUAUCGUACAAUUCGGACAACUGAACUGCACAAACUGCAAUUCACAGAUGACCUAUUGUUCUGUAAUAGCGAUAAUGCACCUGAGACAAAGAACAAGGAAAUCAUGCGGCUAUGCACUUUGGAAGCUGAUCUCCGCGAUAUUCCUCAAGAGCUCUUUGUAAAAAAACGCAACUCUCAGGAUGCCGAGUAUGUUGAGGUUCACUUCGAUUUAGUGAUGAUCCCCACGUCAGCUUCGUUGUUGUUUGAGCUGGAGUUCAAUGGAGCAUCCUACGGCAGUGUCCGUUCGAAAUACUGA